AUGCCAACUCCUGCUGAAAUUAUCGCUGCCCGUCUCAAUAACGAAAAUCUUUAUGACGAUGCUGUUGCUGAAACUCUUGAAGUUCCAGCCAACAAUGAAGAAGCCUCCGCCAAACGCUCGAUUUCAGACGAAGUAGCCUUUCCUACUUUGGGUGGGAAACAAUCCAGUUCCCCAUCACCUGUGCCUCAAUCUAUUCCAUCUUGGGGCCCAAGUAUGAAGACUCCGGUUAGUGUUAGCUCGACUCCAAAGUCAACCCGUUCUCCAACCCCAAGGGUCGUUGGAAAUGGUAUGAAGUCCAAGGUGUCUACCAUCCAAGAAGCCUUUGCUUUGAACGUGGAAGACCAAUUGAAUGUUGCACGCCCUGACUUUAUCAAGAUUUUGACCUUUGUCAAGCAAGAAACCAAAACUAGUAUUGAAUGUACCACUUCUCAACACACCAAGAAGAGAACCUUUUUAAUUACUGGUCGUCCUGAAGAAGUCAAGUUGGCUAAGAGAUUAGUUAUCAAGAAAUUAACUAAACCAGUUCAAAUUGCUUUCACUGUUCCUGCCAAGUUGAGAUCAAGAAUUAUUGGUCAAGGUGGUAAGAAUUUGAAGCCAAUCAUUCAAGCCAACGAAGUCAAGAUUGAAAUUGGUGAUGAAGAAGAAGAAGAAGUAGAACAAGAAUUAGCUGAUAAUGUCGCUGCUGAUGAAGACCACGAUGAUAUCUUUUCCAAGACUGUUACUGUUACCAUUGAUGGUGAUAUUGAAGGUUCUAAGAGAGCCAAGAACCAAAUCUUGGCUAUUGUUAAGGAAGAAACGAAGAAUUUGUCCACCAAGGUUCCUGUUGAUGAAAUCAUCAAGCCAUUUGCCCAAAAGGCUUUAGAAUCUGUUGUUACCAAAUAUGCUGAUCUUGAUUUUGCUAUUCCUGAUUAUAAGUCUGAAAAGAACAAUAUUGUUAUCGUGGGAGACCGUGAUUCCGUGAUUGAAGCCAGAAUCGAAAUCAGAAGUAUUUUGGAAAAGUUAGCUGAUAAAAUCACCGUUGAAGAAGUUCCAAUUCCAAAGGUUAAGCACCAAUUCUUACCAAUUGAUCAAAUUUUAGAAGAAGUUAACGUCUUGAUUCAAUUACCAAAGGAAGGUGAAUCCAAUGUCAAGUUCAUCGGUGAAAAGAGUAAGAUUAAAUUAGCCCAAGAACAAGCUAGAAAGACCACUUCUCAAUACAAGAUUGAAGUGUUGGAUAUGUCCAAGGCCCACAGAGGUAACUUGAAGCAUGUUAAGGCUGUUGCUGCUCAUUUGAAUCAAAAUGGCGUUUUCAAGGAGAUUGCCCAAACCAAUGAUGUCAAGAUUAAUGUUCCUGAAAUUGCUUCGUUGAGUGAUGAAACCUUAUCUUCGAUUCCAAUUGAAAUUGUAUCUAAGGGAGAUGAUGAAAAGAUCAAGGUUGCUAAAAAGUCCAUUGUUAAUCAUGUUAAUAGAAUUACCCCUGAUCAAACUCAAUUGAUUCAAGACAUUGACGAAUUCUUAUUGGGUAAAGUCGAUGAAACUAUCAAGGAUGUUGCCAAGUCUACCGGUGUCAACUAUGUUGUCUUGGGUAAGAACAUUACUCUUUUCUCUGAAAAGUUGGAAACUGAAGAAGCUGAAGAUUUUGAAGAAACCAAUGCUGCUGAAGAUUCCUUCAAGAAAGUUGAUGAAGCUUUGAAUAAAUUAAGAGAAUUAGCUACCAAGUUACAAACUGUGGUCCUUGAAGUUGACUCCAAGGAUCAACAACACGUUUCUGGUCCUAGAGGAACCACCUUGAGAUCUAUCUUGAGUUCUGUUGAACCAAACUCCAUCACAGUCAAAUUGCAUUCCAAUGGUGAAAAGCAAUCUGAUAAUGAAAUCUUUAUUCGUGGGUUUAGGGAAUCGGUCAGUGCUGUCAGGAAGGACAUUGAACAAGUUAUCUCCGACGCUCAAGAAUUCAAAGAUGGAUAUACCGCCACUAUUCAAGUUCCUGCCAAUGUUAUUUCUAGAAUUAUUGGUAAGAGUGGUGCUAACUUGAUUUCCCUUCGUGAUGAGUUUGGUACCAAGAUUGAUGUUGCUGAUGAAAAGGAAGACAACAAGGCCAAGAAUGCCAAGGUUGAUGUGACAAUUACUGGUAUCAAGAGAAAUGUUGAAGAAACCAAGAGCAAGCUUGCUUCUAUGGCUAAGAAAUGGGCUGAUGAAACCUUGGUUAGAUUGAGAAUUGAACACCAAUAUCACAGAAGAAUGAUUGGUCCUCAUGGAAUUUACAUUAACCGUUUACAAGAUAAGUACAACGUCAAGAUUAGAUUCCCAUCAUCUGACAAUGUCCCAUCUAACUUUGCUGACGCUCCAAAAACUAAGGAUGAAGUCACCGUCAAGGGUCCUUCCAAGGGUGUAGCCAAGGCUGAGGAAGAAUUAAAUGAAUUGUACCAAUUUGAAAAGGAAAAUGGAUUUAAGCAAGUCAUUCAAAUUCCAACCAAGGCUGUUGCUAGAGUUAUCGGUAAAGCUGGUGAAACCAUCAAGGACAUUGCUGAUGGAUCUGGUGUUGAAUACAAAUUUAACCGUAAUCAAGAAGAAGAAGAAAAAUCUGGAUUUGCCGAAGUUGAAUUGACUGGUUCAAAAUCUGCUCUUAAGGAAGCUUCCAAGAAGAUCAAUGAUAUCAUUGAGGAAAUUGAAAACUUUGUUUCUACUACUAUUAAGGUUAAUCCUAUUUACCAUAGAGAUUUGAUUGGUCAAGGUGGUUCGGUAAUGAAGGAAAUUAUUUCCAAAGCUGGUGGUGAUGACAUUCCUAGAAACAAACAUUUCAGAUUGUUGAACAUUCCAAAUGAAGGUUCUGGUAGUGAUGAAAUCACUUCUCAGGGUGAUAAGCAAGUCGUCGAAAAGAUUAUCCAACAAAUUAAAGAUAUUGUUGCUUUGAAGGAAGCUUCGGUUACUGAAGAAAUCGACUUACCUAAGGAAAAGCACCGUUUAAUUAUUGGACCAAAGGGAACCAUCCGUCACAGCAUUCAAGACGAAUUUGGCGUUACUGUUGAAAUUCCAAGAUCAAAUGAAGAAUCCACCAUUGUCAAGAUUGUUGGUUUACCAGAAAAGAUUGCUGCCGCUAAAGAAAAGAUUGAGGAAUUGACUAAGGAUGACUGGAAUGUUUCUAUUGAUGUCCCAAGUGUAUACCAUGCUUUGGUUAGUGAACACGGUGCUAUUUUCAAGCAAUUGAAGUCUGACUUUAAUGUUGAGGUCACCCAUGGUAAUCUCACAAGACAAGCUUCAAAAUUGUCUUCAGCAUCCACUAUCCCAACAGCACCUGAAGAAGCAUACCCUACUGACUCCGCCAACUAUUUGUUCACUAUUGUUGAAAAUGAUGAAGAAUUGAAAGAUGAUGGUGUUGUUAUUCCAUGGAGACUCAAGGGUGAAGAAGCCAGCACAGCAAAGGCAGCCAAAGUUAUAGAAGAUAGAUUAGCCAAUGCCAAGAGUGCUAAAUUCACAGGAUGGUUCUAUUCUGCUCAGUCAUCCGCCUUUUCCAAGAUUAUCGGACCUCAAGGUUCUAAGGUUAAUCAAAUUAGAAAGAAGUCUAAUACUUUUAUUACCAUCCCAAGAGCCAACGACAAGGAAUCGAAGUUUAUCUACUUGGUUGGUUCAGAAGAUAAUUUGAAGAUCGCUAAAGAAGAGAUCCAACGUUUAUUGUAA
This is a messenger RNA of Spathaspora passalidarum NRRL Y-27907, 3654 nucleotides long. RefSeq lists its product as uncharacterized. Gene Ontology annotation, biological process: nuclear division. The transcript has a single exon. Gene Ontology annotation, cellular component: cytoplasm; nucleus. The record is from RefSeq and is a predicted model, not a curated record. Bases 1 to 3654 code for a protein of 1217 amino acids. Gene Ontology annotation, molecular function: mRNA binding. Lineage: Eukaryota; Fungi; Ascomycota; Pichiomycetes; Serinales; Debaryomycetaceae.